Suillus paluster is the source of this 643-nucleotide messenger RNA. RefSeq lists its product as uncharacterized. The transcript has 7 exons. The record is from RefSeq and is a predicted model, not a curated record. Bases 93 to 530 code for a protein of 145 amino acids. Lineage: Eukaryota; Fungi; Basidiomycota; Agaricomycetes; Boletales; Suillaceae.
AUCUGAGGCGCAAGAAGGUAUAUAAUCCCUACCCUGAUGAGGUCUGUCGAACAUCGACACGGUAGACAUUCCUCUCGAUUACAACUUGAACCAUGCAGCUCUCCCUUGUUUUCAGCACACUCGUGUCCUUUGUUGCUCUUGCUGCAGCUUAUCCUGCACCCAACGUUGAGGCGGGACGUGCUUCUUUAGACACGCGCGGAGAACAAGACAGCGACCUGUUCAAAUACGACGCAUAUGAUCAGAAGCGCUCGUUGGACACGCGCGGAGAACAAGACAGCGACCUGUUCAAAUACGACGCAUAUGAUCAGAAGCGCUCGUUGAACACUCGCGGAGAACAAGACAGCGACCUGUUCGCAUACGACUAUAAACCACCUAGCGAGCGCUCGUUGGACACUCGCGGAGAACAAGACAGUGACCUGUUCGCAUACGACUAUAAACCACCUAACGAGCGCUCAUUGGACACUCGCGGAGAACAAGACAGUGACCUGUUCGCAUACGACUAUAAACCACCUAGCGAGCGCUCAUUGUGAAAUUGGGAUGCGCCAGGAGUAAUCAUGUCUCCGGAAGAGGUGCUAUUCUCUCUCUCUCUCUCUCUCUCUCUCUCUCUCUCUUCUCUCUCUCUCUCUCUAGUGUUUGAGUCUAC